This is a messenger RNA of Rana temporaria (common frog), 2232 nucleotides long. It is a transcript of the gene SSTR2, whose product is annotated as somatostatin receptor 2. Gene Ontology annotation, cellular component: membrane; neuron projection. The record is from RefSeq and is a predicted model, not a curated record. Gene Ontology annotation, biological process: cellular response to glucocorticoid stimulus; cellular response to estradiol stimulus; neuropeptide signaling pathway. Lineage: Eukaryota; Metazoa; Chordata; Amphibia; Anura; Ranidae. Gene Ontology annotation, molecular function: somatostatin receptor activity; neuropeptide binding. The transcript is spliced from 2 exons. The coding region runs from base 468 to 1583 and encodes 371 amino acids.
GAUGCUGUCUCCAUCUUUGCAGAGCUCUAGUUGGAGAAGAGCGCCCCCUGUGGGUGAGCAGGAGGAACUGAGCUUGUACUCCUCUCUGGUUGCUGCACAAGCAGCUCAGAUGGAAGAGGAGCUUCAGCCUGAGCAGACACAGCUCAGAGGUGUGCAGCUGAGGACCAGCCUGAGGAGGAGUCCCUGUACAAACACAGACAAGGACCGUUCUCUAUCACAUCCCCACUCUCCCCCAAUGUUCUCUGACACUCUGCUGCAGAUUACAUUGCAUCCCAUGCGGAUUUCCUGCAGGUGAAAAACUUAGCCAUGCUGGACGUUUUGACUUCCAGGGUUGGAGAGACAGUCUCCUCCUAAAACUUCAGCUCCUGUGCCCAGGGGUGUACCUAACCAAGUUGUGAAGACAGCUGAGGAAAGGCGAUGAACGCCGUGUAAAAACGUGUUUUUGGGCCUCACUCCGCGACAUCAAGAUGGAUCAGGAUUACUCAGACUUGCCAAACAUCACGGAGCUGUACUUUUCUCCAGUGUCACAGGGUGACAUCAUAGAGACCACAACUAACAUGUCCACCACGAACAUUACGACUCAAUACUAUGACAUUACUAGCAAUGCCAUCCUCACCUUCAUUUACUUUGUGGUGUGCGUCGUGGGACUCUGUGGAAACACACUAGUCAUCUACGUCAUACUCCGAUACGCCAAGAUGAAGACAAUCACCAACAUCUACAUACUCAACUUGGCUAUUGCUGAUGAACUCUUCAUGCUUGGCUUGCCCUUCCUAGCAAUGCAGGUAGCAUUGGUCCAUUGGCCUUUUGGCAAAGUCAUCUGCAGGAUUGUCAUGACGGUGGACGGUAUAAACCAGUUCACCAGCAUCUUCUGCCUUACUGUUAUGAGCAUCGACCGAUACCUGGCGGUGGUUCACCCCAUCAAGUCAGCCAAAUGGAGAAGACCAAGGACUGCCAAAAUGGUCAAUGCCGCAGUGUGGACCAUUUCUCUCCUGGUGAUCAUGCCAAUUAUGAAUUAUGCCGGAGUUCAGCUCUAUCGUGGGAGAGGUAGCUGCACCAUAAUCUGGCCUGGGAACUCUGCGACGUGGUACACUGGUUUUAUAAUUUAUGCCUUUAUACUCGGGUUCCUAGUCCCGCUAAGUAUUAUCUGCCUCUGCUAUCUCUUCAUCAUCAUCAAAGUCAAGUCAUCAGGAAUAAGAGUGGGUUCCUCCAAGAGGAAGCGGUCAGAAAAAAAAGUCACCAGGAUGGUGUCCAUCGUGGUUGCAGUUUUCAUCUUUUGCUGGCUCCCGUUCUAUAUCUUCAACGUCUCAUCCGUGUCUCUCUUGAUUGUGCCAACUCCGGGCCUGAAGGCCAUGUGGGACUUUGUGGUGGUUCUGAGUUACGCCAACAGCUGUGCCAACCCCAUCUUGUAUGCCUUUCUCUCCGACAACUUUAAAAAGAGCUUUCAGAAUGUUUUGUGCUUGCACAGGGUCAGUGGCAUUGAUGAGGGCGACAGAAGCGAUAGCAAACAAGACAAGUCCAGGAUGAAUGAAACCACAGAGACGCAACGCACAUUGCUUAAUGGAGAUCUUCAGACUAGCAUCUAAGCAAGUCCAGUUGGAAAUAUAGCUGCAUAUCUGAAUAAUUCCACCUACAACCAUCUAAUUUGGUUAUGUAAUUAGUAGCAGAGAGAAUUUGGAAGGUCGGAAGGGUGAACAAAAUGACACAUAUUUGAAGGUCUUAUGAAAGACAUUUCUGCACAGAUGUCUGGACCUCAAGUGGUCCUCCAACUACUGCUAUCAUUAUAAACCAUUUCUUUUAGUAAAAGACUACAAUGAUUUCUGUGCUCUGAAGGUUUUCUCUUGGGGCACCUGCCCCCUGAGGCCCCGGUAACUAGUCACUGCCAGACCACUUCUUUAGCUCCUCCAACAAAGUGGAGAUGUUUCAAACUCUGCUGAUUUCUUCUACAUUUUCCGAGAUGGUCUCUGGGUUUAAACUUAUUUCUAAACUCCUUCUCUUUUUGCUAUCCAGAAAAAAAAAAGAAACUCAUUAUUAAAAGGAUUUGUAUUCAAGGAGCGUUUCCUCACCAAGAAGAGGUAUCAAGCAAAUCUGGAACUAUAUCAACGCCAAGGGCCUAUGAAGGCACCUUUUAUGUGACUGCCAUUACAGGUUUUCUGCUACAUCGUACCAUAUCCAUUAUAAGUCUUGGAUGCAUUUGUAAAAGUUUGACAAGUAAAUUCAUAUUUUUUUAUUCUU